Pochonia chlamydosporia 170 is the source of this 1449-nucleotide messenger RNA. RefSeq names its product cholinesterase. The transcript has 2 exons. The coding region runs from base 1 to 1449 and encodes 482 amino acids. Lineage: Eukaryota; Fungi; Ascomycota; Sordariomycetes; Hypocreales; Clavicipitaceae. The record is from RefSeq and is a predicted model, not a curated record.
AUGCGUUUUAAACCUCCGUCCGAUCCAAGUUCUAUACAUGGAAUUCAGCAAGCCGAUAAACACGGGUUGAUUUGCCUCGGAACGGGUUCACCUGCAAACAAUGAGACUUUCGAGUCACAAUCUGAAGACUGCUUAUUCAUCGACGUGUACGCACCGACUCAGGCGACUGCAACCUCUAAGCUGCCAGUUUUCUUUUUCAUACAGGGAGGAGGGUUUGUGUCCAAUUCCAACAGCAAUUACAACGGCAGCGGCCUCAUCGAAGCAAGUGAUCGCUCUAUUCUUGUUGUCACCUUCAACUAUCGAGUAGGACCUUACGGCUUUUUGACGAACGGAAAUCAGAUUACGCCAAACAAUGGACUGUGGGACCAAGUGAAGGCUCUUCAAUGGAUACAAAAACACAUUCACAAGUUUGGGGGUAAUCCAAGACAUGUUGUAAUUGGGGGCGACUCAGCUGGCGCUGCCAGUGUCUCGUACCAUCUGACUCGGGACCGAGGCAACAACCACGGCCUCUUUGUCGGCGCCGCUGCAGAGUCUGUUUCCUUUUCAACUCUUCUCACAGUGAACCAGUCCCAAUAUUUGUACGACUCGUUUGCUAUCCGUGCCGGAUGUGCCACCACGAAUAGCCUGGCUUGCUUACGGUCCAAGUCAUCCCAGGAACUACAGUCUGCCAACGUCAAUUUGCAGCCGCUUCCGGGUGCACAAAACCCACAAUUAUUUGCUUGGAACCCGGUCAUUGAUGGAGACUUUAUUUCUGAAAUUACGUACGACGCGUAUAAGAACGGCCACUUUGUGCGUGUACCAGUUAUUGUUGGAGAUGACACCAACGGGGGCACAGUGUUUGCCCCGCGAGACACCACCACCAUGCCACAGAUGAACACAUUCCUCCAUGACCAGUUUCCAUUUCUCAGCUUGAAUGAUUUGGAAGCUAUUGACAGGCUGUACCCUAACACAAACACAUCCUGUCCUCAGCCAGGCUGUCGAUGGAGGCAGGUGAGCGCAGCAUACGGGGAUAUGAGAUACAAGUGUCCUGGGUUGUACAUCAACCACCAGUACAAUUCUCAUGGAGAAACAGCGUCGUGGGCAUACCAAUGGAAUGUAGAGGACCCUGCUCAAAUAGCAGAUGGUGUAGGCGUGCCACAUACGGUUGAGGUACAUGCUAUUUUUGGUCCAAAUAAUACACAUGGACAAGCCCCGAGGAGUUAUUACCCGGGCAUGUCCAAUUCACAGGCUGUUGCGAUCGCGCAAGCAUAUUGGACCAGCUUUAUACGAACCUUGGACCCCAAUACAUAUCGUGUUGCCAACUCAGCUAAAUGGACAACAUACUCCAAGCACGACAUGCGCCACUUGGUCGUGAAUAGUGGAGGCAGGACUGAGAUGGUAGCAAUGCCAGGCAAGUUGAGAGAUGCGUGUAACUUCUUCGCAGAAAUCGGAUCUCGGAUUAAGCAGUAA